Messenger RNA from Chaetomium strumarium, 2270 nucleotides. RefSeq lists its product as uncharacterized. The record is from RefSeq and is a predicted model, not a curated record. NCBI's taxonomy places the organism in Eukaryota, Fungi, Ascomycota, Sordariomycetes, Sordariales, Chaetomiaceae. Gene Ontology annotation, molecular function: transmembrane transporter activity. Bases 210 to 1961 code for a protein of 583 amino acids. Gene Ontology annotation, biological process: transmembrane transport. The transcript is spliced from 3 exons.
CGGGUUGCCCCGCUUACAGCCGGAGCUGGGCAUACGUAAAGGGAACAAGAUCACAGCGACAUGAUCCGACAGGAGAACUUCCAGGUUAUCUAGAUGCCAGGAUAUCGGGAAGUUCCACAGAACGUGUGCGCGGCGCCAUGUAAACAGUAUCACAGCGAUACUGAUCCAAUUCUGUCAAGAACACCGCUGGUUCAAGUCCUUUGCUCGCAAUGCCGUUUAGCCAGAGGCUGCUACGGCGGCUGCCCUUCUCGGAAUCGACAACACCGCUCCAGGCGCUGACGUAUCUGCUGGGGAUCUCCCUGUUCAGCAUUUCGUUCCUUGUCUUUCUCAACAGCAGUGUCUCGUUCGUGAUCACAGACCUGAUUGGCAUCAAGCAUGGUGUGGGCGAUAUCGUGGGGACGCUUGGCUUUGUCGACGAAGUAGUAGCCCUCGUUGCGUGUCCCAUAUGGGGCCUCGUCUCGGACCGCAGCGGCGUCCGCGCUGUGGCCGUCACCGGAUACGCAGUUAUUGGCCUAGCACUGUUCCUCUUUGUUCAGGCGCGCAAUGUCUAUCCGCAGUUGCUGCUCGCCAGAACCUUCUUCGCGGUUGGCGCUACAGCUGCGGCCACUAUGGUGACUGCCAUUCUUCCAUCCCUAACGGACGAGACCGGUGCAGCCGAGAGUACACGCAAGCCAUCAUCACCAAGUGGCAGGCCCAGUGUCGCCCUCUCUGUCGACUCCGAGGCGACUAUCACCCCUGAGUGCUUCCAACACGAGGCCAGCUACUCCCCGCAACUUGGGGGCGAACCAGCCACGGGCUCGGGAAACACGGGGAAGCCGUCGGCGCUGGCUGGCUAUGUCGGUCUGUUCACAGGCUGCGGCGCCCUUGUUGCGCUUGGGCUGUUCCUUCCGCUGCCGGCCCGUUUCAGCACUAUCGAAGGUCUCACCCAAGCCGACGCAGUGAAAUACAGCUUCUACGUCGUUGGACUGAUCUCAUUCCUGGUCGCAAUCUUCGUCUUCUUCGGGUUACGCGGUCUCAGGGGAGAGGAAGGGAAAGGAUGGCGGGCGCUUCUCGGUCUGCGAGGCUCAACCCCAGAGGGUGCAGGUUCCGAGGCGCCACUCGCUCCCAGAAACAAGGUCCUCCCCUAUUGGCACCUCCUGAAAGACUCGAUCACCCUAGGCUUCACCGACUCGGAAAUCGCCCUAGGCUACCUGGGCGGCUUCGUCGCGCGCGCCUCGACCGUCGCCAUCUCGCUCUUUCUCCCACUCUUCGUCAAUGCCUUCUUCAUCCGCAACGGUUUCUGCCAGGGCUCCCCCAACGAUCCAUCCCCCGAGCUCAAGAAGGAGUGUCGCCAGGCCUACGUUCUGGCCUCCAUCCUGACCGGCGUGGCCCAGGUCUUCGGGCUCGUCUGUGCGCCCCUGUUUGGCUACCUCUCAAGCCGGACGGGCAGGGUGAACUGGCCGAUCGUGGUGUCCACGGUCUUUGGGAUUGCGGGCUAUCUCGCCUUCCCGCAGCUUUCGAGCCCAGAGUACAAGGAUGUGGAAGGUCGCGGAGGAAGUCCGGUUGUGUUCUUCCUCGCUGCGCUGAUCGGGAUCAGCCAGAUCGGCGCCAUCGUCUGCAGUCUGGGUUCCCUGGGCCGGGGUGUGCUGAAGGUUGACAUUGUGAAUGUGCUGACCACCCUUGAUGGCGACCAGGAGACGCUGAUUGAGACGGCCGAUGGUGAGAAUGAGACCGCGCCCUUGUUGGAGAACCCGGCCGAUUUGCCAGAGGAUACUGUAUCGAGAGUCCGGCUGAAGGGGUCGGUUGCUGGCGUCUAUUCGUGGUGUGGGGGUGCUGCGAUCCUGCUACUGACGAAACUGGGAGGUUAUCUGUUUGAUUCGUGGUCUUUAGGCGCGCCGUUCUAUUUGAUGGCUAUUUUUAAUGGGUUGUUGCUGCUCGCAAGUAUUGGGAUCGAUAUUGGGCGAGCUGCGAAGAGGAGAUGAGGCCUGGGCUGCAACAAAUGGCCAUAGGGGUUAUGUAUGUGUAAGAACGAACAUCAGGCCAAGAGCCUUUCGGAACUAGAUGCGCAUUGAGACAGAAUCCCAAAUGCAAUUCAUGAGUAUGGUCGGUUUAUGUUGUGAACCAGAUACUGGAUGCCGGUCCCGGGGUACAGAGCCAACUACCAGUAGCUGCAUUCCUAGUCAGAAUUCCCGAAUCUAUCAUUCAGGUGGGCAAGUCCGUAAUCAUUAUAAUCCUUCAUUGUCUUCGCUGUCACUGACAUAGGAUGGUCAGCGAACUUUUGCUUAGGUAGG